Molecule: messenger RNA, 942 nt
Organism: Podospora anserina S mat+
Lineage: Eukaryota; Fungi; Ascomycota; Sordariomycetes; Sordariales; Podosporaceae
Exons: 2
Coding region: 1-942 (313 amino acids)
Source: RefSeq, a predicted model, not a curated record
AUGUCCAAGUGCCGAUAUAUCAGGGGAAAUGAGGGAAGAAGCAUACAAAUACGUCCAGCACUCGCCUGCUCUGAGAUCCUCGUCAAGAAGCAAGCCGGAGUUCCCUUCCAACAACUUCGAUAUCAAACACCGUCAUACGGAGACUCCCAGCAAGUUGAUACAAUGUGGUCGCUUGAAGCUCUAUUCCUGGCUGGCCUUGCAUCAGGCCUGACCGUGGUUGAGCAUAAGCCCUUCAUGCGCAAGAACAUCGAUCCGAUUGUCUACCCCGGCCAAUACGUCUCCCACAUGCACUCCUUCUACGGCUCAGACGCCCUGACCAAAGACCUCCCUACAACAGCAGAACUACAAAAAGGAUGUCCUCCGGAGAGAACCCAAACGAUCUUUCUGUCUACUGUAUGCCAUCUGCUCCCCCCAUCCAACAAAGACCAGAAAAAAACACCGCAAAGACGGGCACCAACCCUCUACUACGUCAACGGAAACACCCACACGGAAAUCUACCCCGCCACCUUCAAAACCUACUACGAAAACAUCGACCGCGCCGAGAUCCCCUUCCCCCGCGACCUCGUAAUGGUGGCAGGCAACGCCUCUGCCAAAUCCCAAACCGACGUCCAGGAAAACCUCAACAUGAUCACCUGGUGGUGCGACGGCAACGGCCCCGAAGAUCGCAACCGGCGUGACCGCGCAGCCCUCCCGCUGUCGACUUGCUCGGCCCACCUACAGGCCAUCCUCCGGUUCCCGGACUGCGUCAACCCCGACAAGAUCUCCGAGUACACGUACGCCGCCGCCCAAGGGAACAAGUGCCCGGUUGGGAUGAAGAGGAUGCCUAGCUUGCGGUUUUCGAUCAGGUAUAAUACCCGCGGGGCUAUUCCUCAGGGGUGGAAGGGAGUGCCGCCUAUCAAGUUGGCUUGUGGGGAGGUUUGUUACUUGUUUUGUUGCGUUUGA